AUCUGAGUUUCGCGGGAGGGCUCUUGAGCGCGUAAACCGUAUCCCUUCAUUCAUCAGGCCGUUUCCUGAAGCCAUUUCUAGACGAGGGGAACGAGAGUUGUGCUACUUUUUAAUCCGUUGCAUCUGCCUAAAUGCACUUUCUUAAGGAACAAUACUUUACAAAAGUCGAUGAAUCAGACUGUAAUCUUUACUUCGGUCUGAUUAUUUUUUUAAACUAUUGCGGUUUAUUAGCAGCCAUACGGGCUUGAAAGUGCAGAGACAAGAAAGGGGUUAUCCCGAAUCCGCAAGAUGAGAAGAGGGAUCUCCUCGGCUCCGGACAAAGUGAUUUUAGCAGGGGUUGGGGGCUCUCCUCUGGACAAUAAUAUCAUUUUAACAACUCUCACGGAUCGUUUAAACCCCGGUCAAACCAACGCUACGUAUAUCCAAAUAAUAACCACCCCACCGCCUUGCAACGUUACACAGACAUCAAAUGUGUGUUUAUCUGAACCUCAGAUAAACAACAUUUACACAACUCCACAACAAGCUGCAGCAAACGGAGCAGGACAACGACCCGCUCUGGGGAGACCGCCGGCAAAAAGGCGGUUGGCGCUCGAUGAUUCAGACCACCAGUACCAGUCGGAACCAGCCAGGACUCCGAGGAGCAGAGCAGGGGCUGCGGUGGCCAAUGGGGCACGGCUAAAGACACCCAGAACACCCAAGUCUCCACCCGAGAAGACUCGGUACGACACCUCCCUCGGCCUGUUGACAAAGAAGUUUGUCGACCUUCUUGCCCAGUCUUCUGAUGGCGUCUUAGACCUCAACCUCGCCGCUGAAAAAUUACAGGUACAGAAAAGGCGGCUGUAUGAUAUCACCAACGUACUAGAAGGCAUUCACCUCAUCAAGAAGAAAUCAAAGAACAACAUUCAGUGGAUGGGCUGUAGUCUGUUGGAGGUAGAGGGGGCACUGAGCCAGAGACAGAUACUAACAGCGGAAGUUUCUGCACUGGGAGAAGAGGAGCAGAGGCUGGAACAACUCAUCCAGAGAUGCAGCGUGGAUAUGAGACACAUGAGCGAGUUGCAAAGCAACCAGAAAUAUGCCUAUGUAACGUACCAAGACAUCAAACAGCUGGGGAACCUCAGAGACCAGACUGUUAUUGUUGUCAAAGCGCCCACAGACACCAAACUAGAAGUACCAGACCCUGAUGAGAGUUUGUCCAUCCAUCUGACCAGCACUAAGGGUCCUAUAGAUGUGCUGCUGUGCCCAGAUGAGGAGAACGACCCUAGGAGUCCUGUAAAAAACGGCAGCAUGGACAUCAAUGGGAACUCGCCUUUCCUCAAAGUCCUUCAAGGUCCCACCUGCACGACCACUUCUUCUUCCAUACCCUCCUUGGCUCCACCUUCUUCUUCGGCCGUCUCCGUCACUACUCUCUCCCCCAUCUCGUCCCCUUACACCAGUCUCCUCCAGCAGACAGAAGACCAGAUCCCUUCAGCCCUGGGGCCUUUCUUAAACCUCGGGCCUCCUCUUCUGGACCAAGAUGAUUACCUUUUAGGUUUAGGAGAUGACCAGGGAAUCAGCGACUUGUUUGACGAAUGUGACUUUGAUAAAAUGCCUUCUGGCCUGGAGGAUCUCAUGUGCAGCUAGCAUUAGGUCAUAUCAACUCAGAUUAGGUGCAUGGGAGUUAGACAGAGAAUCAGUGAGGGUUUUGAUGGCUCUGACUGACUGUCUGUAGUUAGUGCAAACCAAUUCUAAAUAGAUGGAAAGGAAUCAUUGAGGGCUUCUUUUUCAGUCCCAGUGGGACUAAACGCCAUGUUUUUUCAUGGUGUGAGAAAUAAUUAGCCUUGCAUGAUUUAACACAAAGACACGACUGGUCAGUGGUAAGGCAUCCAUUACUCUUUGUCUCAGGCUAUGUAAGGCCUCCAGGGUCAACCCGAAAAUGUGUCUGUUUCGUGAAGUAUAAAUUGGGAGAGGAAGGAUUUCCACCUGUAUGACAUAAUGUUCACGUGACGCCACUGGACAGAGAGACUAACAAAGACAGGGCAGCUCGAAGGAAAACUCACCACACCACCUGGCAUUACCACACACCAUGGAUUUGGUUUAGCAUAAAACCCAAGUGUAAAUGCACCUGAGAUGCACAGAUGUGAGCAGACAAAACCAUCAGUAGGCUGCUCAAGAGUAGAGUAGGAAAACUGUGUGUACUGUUCAGCACUGUCCUGCAAUUGAUCAAUCUGACGGGCCUGUAAAUCUGCGUUUGAGCAAGAAAAGGACAAGGUUGAUCUGUGUAUUCCCAGUGAUGCGUUUUCUUGUCAGGUGUUCGGAAUUCUUCCAGAGUUGUUAAUGCAAAGUGCUGUGGGGGCUAAUGCUGGCAUUCUAAUACACCAAUGAUCUGUGAUCGAAGGCUCAUGCUGCUGACAGUUAAGUGGGGAUUUUUCGUGUUAAAAUGUAAAACAUUUUAGAAAUAAAGAAAAGAAAACAGGGCAAUUUUGAUACACAGCGUUCACGACUACAGUCGUCGUUAUCCGAUGGUUAGGUUAGGCAGGCGGAGGUUUUGGUCACCUGUCUCGUCGCUGUGCCUGCUCGGACACUUGUCAGGUUACCCAUUGUGCUAUUUUGGCUUAGAAAGGAUACAAGGACAAUUAUAAAGUUGCCAAGAGUUUGAGUAUUUUGUACAUUUAAGCCCCAUUUAGAUGUAUUAAGAGCUGCAAGAAAAUACUGCGUUGGAGUGCAAAUGACACAGUUGUCCAUAUUUAACAAAAACUGUAAGAUGGCAAUGACGACAGGAGUGUGUACUCUAAAUGCUCUAAAAGUAGACAGAUGAGCACUAUUUUUUAAAUGUACAAAAUACUCCCAGUAUGCCUCAAGGCUAGUAAUUAGUUUGAUCCCCUUGCACACAAUGUGUCUCUUGUGCUUUAUCAUCCAAUUUUUUUAAUGGAUUUAGUAGAUACAUUUAUUAAGGGACCUUUGAAAUCUGUUCACCUUGUCAGCCUGUUAUCUACUGAUCGAGUGGGCAACCUUUUUGUACAUGUAGUAUACAUUUACAGUUUGAUGAAUACAAAUGUUUAACAUUAGAACACAUUGUGAUGUUUAACUUAACAUGACCCAUGUGCUGACAGCACAAAAAAAAAGCCAUCUUACCUGGGUAAUGUGGGGUUAAGCAAAAACACCUGAUAUACUUGUACAAGUCUGGCCCGUUA
Messenger RNA from Cottoperca gobio, 3170 nucleotides. RefSeq names its product transcription factor E2F3-like. NCBI's taxonomy places the organism in Eukaryota, Metazoa, Chordata, Actinopteri, Perciformes, Bovichtidae. The record is from RefSeq and is a predicted model, not a curated record. Gene Ontology annotation, molecular function: protein dimerization activity; DNA-binding transcription factor activity, RNA polymerase II-specific; RNA polymerase II cis-regulatory region sequence-specific DNA binding. Gene Ontology annotation, cellular component: RNA polymerase II transcription regulator complex. Bases 289 to 1620 code for a protein of 443 amino acids. Gene Ontology annotation, biological process: regulation of transcription by RNA polymerase II. The transcript has 8 exons.